GGAAAUGAGAUAAAACUGAGCUGCCACUUUAGGAAAGCUCUCAUUCACUCACUUGUGCAGCCAGAAACCUCUGAAACCAAAAGUAAAAAACGCUAGAAGACUUUUUUAUUGUGCUGGAUGGCAGCUGUGUUCUGCACAAAGAGGAGAGAUCAACAGGUGGAGGGAAUGAAGUUUGGAUUUUUUGCACUUUUUUUUGUGGAUUUUUUGUCAUUGGCUGUUUUUGGGUUGUUUUUCAACCUUGUAUCUUUUUCUGAAGACAUUUCUGUUUAAGAAGUACACUGAGCUACAACCCUGAAGAUAGCACACCUCUGAACAGACUAUGAAUGUGCUGUCGAACCCGGUGAUCAGGGCCCAGGAGCAGCCCCUACCUCUCUGUGGCCCUGGGUCAAUCCAGGACUUGCCCCACUGCCCUCCAGGGUUUAACCUGAGCUCCCGCCUAAACCCCACGCCCGCGCUCGGCCUCCAGGGUGGCCAAAGACCAACCAAACCACAGAGGGAGCUCAGCGCAGAGGAGCAGCAGGAGCUCAGGAGGAAGAUCAACAGCAGGGAGAGGAAGCGGAUGCAGGACUUGAACAUCGCCAUGGACGCUCUGAGGGAGGUCAUGGUGCCUUACGCCUCCUCGCCGUCAUCUGCCUCCCCCCCCCAGUCCCACCAGCCCAGAACUCCUCCGGGCCGCAGGCUGUCCAAGAUCUCCACCCUGGUUCUGGCCAGGAACUACAUCCUCCUCCUGAGUUCGUCCCUGCAGGAGAUGCGGCGGCUGCUGGGGGAUGUGAGCGUCGGGAUGGGGGUGAACGCGGGGCCAGUCCCCCGGCUGUUGCUCGCCGGAGGGUGGCCCCUCAUAUCUGGCCCCAGUCAGCUCCUCCUCACCCAGGAGUCCCUCCUCACGACAGCAGCCUCCUCCUCUUCCUCCACUCCAUCGUCGUCUGCCGCCAAAUGUCCCCUGCUGUCUCCGAGCCCCAUGGAGGCCGCGCUAGCUCCUGUGCAGUGGGGCUCUGCAGGGGCCUCAGGAGGGCCCCUGUGCCCCUGCGGAGUCUGCAGACUGCCCAGAUUCAGCCACUCCACCCCGGCUCCGAGAUUCCCAAAGUGACACGUUUGAAGUUUAAGAAAAGACUUGAUGACUGUUAUAUCUUUUUUUUAUAUGAAUUGUUAUUUUUCUAACAUUUUUAACUUGUUUAUAAUAUUCUACUGCAAUAACUCACAAUUACCCUUUGAGCUUUUUAAACCUAAUGGAUCUACUUUGUAUUUGGUAAGCCAAUUUCUUUCUGAAGCAAAUAUAAUAAUCCCCUUUUUGGUUCAGAGAUAAAUUAUAUUGUAUUACUCGUUUUAUAAUCCGAGAAUCAAUUGACUACUUUGAUGAUUCUUGUUGAAAGUGUGAGCUGUAAUGUGUAUGGUGUGUUUGAUUGCGGUGUUGUAGGUUGUUGGUUGAAAGAUGGUCACAAUUUCAGGGGCCCACAACUGGAUAGGGCCCAAAUCAAAAAAUCUUGUGAAAUAAAAAGUAUAAUAUAAUAUUUAACAGCA
Molecule: messenger RNA, 1518 nt
Organism: Anarrhichthys ocellatus (wolf-eel)
Lineage: Eukaryota; Metazoa; Chordata; Actinopteri; Perciformes; Anarhichadidae
Gene: olig1
Product: oligodendrocyte transcription factor 1
Biological process (GO): positive regulation of transcription by RNA polymerase II; axon development; sensory organ development
Cellular component (GO): nucleus
Molecular function (GO): DNA-binding transcription factor activity, RNA polymerase II-specific; E-box binding; protein dimerization activity
Source: RefSeq, a predicted model, not a curated record